Molecule: messenger RNA, 1731 nt
Organism: Penicillium mononematosum
Lineage: Eukaryota; Fungi; Ascomycota; Eurotiomycetes; Eurotiales; Aspergillaceae
Product: cation:proton antiporter
Exons: 3
Coding region: 1-1731 (576 amino acids)
Biological process (GO): proton transmembrane transport
Cellular component (GO): membrane
Molecular function (GO): antiporter activity
Source: RefSeq, a predicted model, not a curated record
AUGGUGUCGGAAUCGGAAGCGGCAUUCGCCUAUCACGAACCUUCAAUCAAAACAGUCCUCAACUACACCGGCUUUCUUUUGACACUGAAUAUAGUCAAUACCUGCCUGGACAAGCUCCUCUACUGUGGUUUAAUCGGCCAACUCUUCAUCGGUGUCCUGUGGGGCACACCCGGGGCACAAUGGUUCGGCCAAGAGACAGAAAGAGUGAUCCAGCAGCUUGGGUAUUUAGGCCUGAUACUCCUGAUUUACGAAGGCGGUUUGUCAACCUCAAUCAAAUCCUUAAAGGCAAACAUCCUUCUUUCGACAGCCGUUGCCAUCACUGGAAUCUGUGCGCCAAUGGGCUUGUCAUUCAUUCUUAAGGAACUUGUGUCAGCGACAUCUCUUCAAUCCUUCGCUGCCGGUGCAGCCUUAAGCGCAACCAGUCUUGGCACCACCUUCACCAUUCUCUCGACCACGCAGUUGACAACUACGAGGCUCGGCACAGUCACCACUAGUGCUGCAAUGCUAGAUGAUGUCGUCGGUCUAGUCAUGGUUCAAAUUAUUUCCAACCUUGGCGGAAGUGCCGCCUCGUUCAGCGCUACGACUGUCAUUCGACCUGUUUUUGUUUCAAUCGGGUUCGCUGUUGGUCUACUAUUGCUGUGUGCAUUCUGUUUACAGCCAGGAUUGAAGAAAUUGCUUGAUUGCAAAGACAAGUUCCCAGCCUUUAUGGGGACCGCACAAUUUGCUUUCCUUGCACAGACAUGUGUUUUAGUUGGGAUAGUGGCUGGUGCAACGUAUUCUGGAACUUCGAGUCUCUUUGCUGCCUACCUUGCUGGUGUGAUUGUCUCUUGGUUUGAUGGGCUGGUAGCUGAAGCCAAAAUACCAAUUCCUGUCUUUCAGUCUGAGGACUCCCAAGAACCGACUCCCAACCACCAAGGAAGCACGCAGAAUAGCAAGAACUGGCAAGCCGAAAAGACACCUUCGCGUGUGCAACCUCAGGAAACAGAAAUACCCCAUGAUGAUACACCUACAGGCGAACUCAUCUACAGCCAAUAUUAUAAAGAGCCGGUGAACCGGAUCCUUCUCCCUCUUUUCUUUGCAUCCAUCGGAUUUGCAAUCCCCAUAACCAAAAUGUUCUCAGGUCAGGUUGUAUGGCGUGGGAUUAUCUACGCCAUGCUAAUGGCGAUUGGAAAAAUGAUCACAGGCCUAUGGCUCGUUCGAUUCUCUCCGAGCCCUGUGUCGGGUCUAGUCUCUACCGCCAAGAAACUAUUUUCAUACACUCAUUCCUACUGUGCGAGUUCCCAGACCGUCAGCAAAACGUCGAACCAAAACAAGAAAGCCCCACAAAGACCGGCGACUCGAGAUGAUAGUGUGGAUGUUCCAACUCCGGAUAAUGUCAAAGAUGAGUCUCAGUCAAUGAGCAGAUCUCCUGUACCCACUUUCCGCCCUGAUUCCCGCAUAUCCCUUCCCCCCAAACCAAAGUCCCUGUACCCGUCUUCUAUCCUGGGAUUGGCAAUGGUUGCCCGAGGCGAAGUGGGGUACCUCAUUGCUUCAAUUGCCGAAAGCCAGGGAAUAUUCUCCAACGAAUCUUCCGAAGGUCCAUCUGAGAUCUAUCUAGUGGUCAUCUGGGCAAUCUCGCUCUGCACAUUGAUCGGUCCGAUCUUAGUUGGAACUCUAGUCAGACGUGUAAAGAAGCUGCAACAGUCAAGGGUGGAUAUGGGGUCUGAUCCUUUGGGAGUUUGGGGCAUUUAA